AUUACCCGCAAAAGUCACCCCCUGACGGCCCAGCCUUCGUCCGCAGCUUCCUUGCGCCGCCGCUGCUUCCGUGUGCAACUCCUUCCACCGUCGGAGAGGACCGCAGCUUCCUCCGCCACCGACGGACACCUCUGAAGCUUCCUCCGCCCACGACGCCGUCUGCGGCUUCCGCCGCUGCCGCCGUUCACAGUUUCCUCCGCCGCCGUUGCUGUCGUCCGAAAGUUCCAGUAUCGAUGCAUUAACUUUUUUCCAGGUAAUUUGUUGUGGGACUUCUUUUGGCCAAGGCAAUGCAUAAUUCUGCUUCUGCUGGUCCUCCAGCAAAGCCAAGAGUGGGCUCGUCGCAGGUGUCAGAAGCUUCUCUGAAGCGCAAGCGUGGUGUAUUCCAAAAAGAUUUGCAACAUAUGAUGUAUGGGUUUGGAGACGAUCCCAAUCCUCUUCCAGAAACUGUUUCUUUAGUGGAGGACAUUGUUGUAGAGUACAUCACUGACAUGGUUCAUAAAGCGCAAAACAUUGCAUCAAAGAGAGGGAGGCUUUUGACUGAGGACUUUUUAUAUCUAGUCCGCAAGGAUCCACCGAAGCUCCAUCGGUGCACCGAGUUACUGUCUAUGCAUGAAGAGCUUAAGCUAGCAAGAAAAGCUUUCGAUGUAAAUGAAGAGACUCUAGCUACCGCUGAUUGAACAACUGGUCUUCUUGGCUACCGAGUCGUCUUUGGAUGGAGCUCCUGGAUCUUUGUAAUGUGGCAUGUGGUGUCUAGCUUGUGCUGGAACACGACCAGAAUGAUCCGUUAGCCUUUUCAAUCUCUUUGCAAAAUCAAGAAUUAAGUAUUCUCUUCCCUUUUGUUUCCCUCGUUUAUAUGUGAUUUUAUUUGCUCUACUUGAUAAAAUAUUAUCUAAUAAUAA
Molecule: messenger RNA, 899 nt
Organism: Musa acuminata subsp. malaccensis (wild Malaysian banana)
Lineage: Eukaryota; Viridiplantae; Streptophyta; Magnoliopsida; Zingiberales; Musaceae
Product: transcription initiation factor TFIID subunit 13
Biological process (GO): transcription by RNA polymerase II
Molecular function (GO): protein heterodimerization activity
Source: RefSeq, a predicted model, not a curated record